This is a messenger RNA of Nicotiana attenuata, 1343 nucleotides long. RefSeq names its product 3-ketodihydrosphingosine reductase. The record is from RefSeq and is a predicted model, not a curated record. The coding region runs from base 278 to 1078 and encodes 266 amino acids. Lineage: Eukaryota; Viridiplantae; Streptophyta; Magnoliopsida; Solanales; Solanaceae. The transcript has 5 exons.
CAUAAAUAUUCAUCGGAUUAUCGCUUGCAUAUGCAGAAGCUCUGUAAAUUAAUCCUACCGUUCUUGUUAACUGUUGCCUCUUCCUUAGGAGGCAGCAAGCGAUCGAGAAGUUGGAUUAAUUAAGAACAAGUAGCUGCAUUUGAUUUUGCUGUUUCGUACCUUGUGGGUCUUGUGUUUUUUUUUUAAUCUAAGUACACAAAUACAGACGGAGAAUAGAUACUUUUGGGGCUCGAUAAAAUUGAAACCAAACGGAAAGACUGAGGGCCAAAAUUAGAAGAUGCGGAGCAUGGCGAGUUCAGCCUCAUCCAGAGGGAAUAUUGCUGCCAUUGUUGGUGUGGGGCCGAAACUCGGCCGCUCUAUCGCCCGCAAGUUCGCCCACGAAGGCUAUACUGUUGCCAUCCUCGCCCGUGACUUAGGUAGAUUAUCAAGAUUUGCAGAUGAGAUAGCGCGAGAAGAAAAAGCUCAGGUCUUUGCCAUCAGGAUAGAUUGUUCAGAUUCCCGAAGCAUAAGAGAGGCAUUUGAGGGAGUUCUAUCACUGGGCUUUGUUGAAGUGUUGGUCUACAAUGCAUACCAGCCAAUAUCUUGGCACCCCACAAACUUCACAGACAUUAGAGUUGAACACUUUGAGAAAUCUCUCGCUGUCUCUUCCGUCGGCGCCUUCCACUGCGCUCAACAGGUACUUCCAGGUAUGGUGGAAAGAGGAAGAGGGACAAUUCUUUUUACUGGUUGUUCAGCUUCUCUUAGUGGCAUUGCCGGUUAUUCUGAGUUAUGCUGUGGGAAAUUUGCAAUGAGAGCCUUAUCUCAAUGUCUGGCAAAGGAGUUUCAACCUCUUGGAGUACACGUGGCGCAUGUCAUCAUCCACGGCAUCGUUGGCACGCCCCGGGGGGCAAUAGCAUCGAGUUCGCAGCACAGGUUGUUGGUUGGGGAACAACAGCACCAACAAACCAGGGGAGGGGAAGGGGAGGGGUGGAUGGACCCAGAUGCGCUGGCUCAAACCUACUGGUAUUUGCACAUCCAAGACCGAUCCGCUUGGACCCAAGAGAUUGAUCUCCACCCCUCAAACCAAAGAUACACGUAGAUCAAAUAACGAUCAACUUAUAUUUGUGGCUUAUAUAUAGAGGUGUGAUAUUAUCCUCUCUUCCUCCUGUAUUAUAUUUUUAGUUAGCUGCAAAAUGGCAAGAUGAUAGCUGCAUCAUUGCCAUUGUUGCCCCUAUAUAUCAAAAAGGAACGUUAAGAAUUUUAAUAUGAACAUAUAUGUACAUUUUAGUUAUUAGAGUAUGAUUGAACAAUUGUGGCCUUGUGACAUCGAAUUUGGUUUGGCAAUGGAAUAAGAAUUGCAUUUA